This is a messenger RNA of Prunus mume (Japanese apricot), 2176 nucleotides long. RefSeq lists its product as uncharacterized. The record is from RefSeq and is a predicted model, not a curated record. Gene Ontology annotation, cellular component: cytosol. Gene Ontology annotation, molecular function: tRNA-guanosine(34) queuine transglycosylase activity. Lineage: Eukaryota; Viridiplantae; Streptophyta; Magnoliopsida; Rosales; Rosaceae.
GUCGCCGUCGCCGAUGUGGGUUAGGGUUUCUGAGGAGGUGACAGUUGCCGUCGCCGAUGUGGGUGAGAGCGAGAGACCAAUGAAAUGCACAAGAUGCAGAAAGAGGAGAGAGGAGAGGGGAAUUAGGCGAGAUGAGGUGGAUGGUUGAUGUGGAUUUUCUCUGAUGUUUUGCAGAAAGAAGAAGAAGGGAAGAAGACCAGAGAGAAGAUGAUAUGAGAGAGCUCAGAUCAGAACGUCAAAAAAACAAAGUGAAAUAGGGGCGAUACGCGGGCAAUAGGGAGGUUUUAGAAGGGAUGUUUUUGAAUGAGUUUCAAAAAUUGGGACAUUAUUGAAUAAAACAUUGUUUCCGGGGACAUAGCCACCAAUUUCCCAAAAUUCAAUCCUAUAUAAAACCGAGAAUCCCCUAGUCCGCGGCUUUCCAAGAGCGGAAACCAAACAUAACAGAACACAACACAAAGGCUUCGUAGCCGCCAGCGGCGGCACACACAAAACUCAGCCGCCACCCACUCUUCUUCAUUGAAUCAUUUGCUCAUAUUACAACCUCCUCCUCCUUCUUCUUCUCUUUGCCUUUGCUUUUUACAUAUAUUAUAGUUGGUAAUCUGUAAACCCAUUACAUUACAAGUUACGGUUUUGGCAUACAGGCUAAGGCUGCUGCAGCAUAGAUAAACUUUUUCGAAUGGCUCUUCGUUUUGAGGUUUUAGGUAGGUUUAACCGUGCUCGAGCAGCUAGACUGACCCUCCCUCACUUCGUGUGCCAGACGCCUCUUUUCAUGCCUGUGGGAACACAAGGAACUAUAAAAGGGUUGACAACUGAACAGCUUGAAGAGAUUGGUUGCCAAAUAAUACUGGGGAAUACAUAUCAUUUGGCACUUCGUCCUACCUCUGAGCUUAUUGAUGAUUUGGGAGGUCUCCACAAAUUUAUGAACUGGCCAAGAGCAUUGCUUACUGAUUCUGGUGGCUUUCAGAUGGUUUCAUUGUUGCAUUUAGCUGACAUCACUGAAGAGGGUGUAACAUUUCAGUCACCAGUUGAUGGGAAGCCAAUGCUCUUGACACCUGAAGAGUCAAUUCAAAUCCAAAACCGAAUUGGAGCAGAUAUUAUUAUGGCCCUUGAUGAUGUAGUCAAAACCACCAUCACUGGUCCAAGAAUUGAGGAGGCCACAUAUCGCACUAUACGAUGGAUAGACAGAUGUAUUGAAGCUCAUAAGAGACCAAAUGAGCAGAACUUAUUUGGUAUUGUACAAGGUGGCUUAGAUCCUGUACUAAGAGAUAUAUGUGUUAGAGGCUUGGUGGAUCGGAAUUUACCUGGCUAUGCUAUUGGUGGUCUUGCUGGUGGUGAAAGUAAGGAUUCAUUUUGGCGUGUUGUUGCACAGUGUACUGCUUCAUUGCCUGAAGAGAAACCACGAUAUGUUAUGGGUGUUGGCUAUCCACUGGAUAUUGUAGUUUGCAGUGCUCUAGGUGCUGACAUGUAUGACUGUGUUUAUCCUACACGUACUGCUCGCUUUGGUACAGCUCUUGUACCCGAGGGAGUGCUCAAACUCAAACACAAAGCGAUGGCUGAUGAUACCCGUCCCAUUGAUCCUACAUGUGAUUGUAUGGUCUGCAAAAAUUAUACUAGAGCUUACAUUCAUUGCCUGGUUACAAAAGAUGCUAUGGGAUCUCAGCUUCUGUCAUAUCACAAUUUGUAUUACAUGUUGAAGCUAAGUAGAAAUCUGCACUCAUCAAUAAUCAAGGGAACGUUUCCAGAGUUUGUACGUGAAUUUCUGCAAACCAUGUUUCCGAAAGGUGAUGUCCCUGAAUGGGUUUGCAAUGCCAUGGAGGUUGCUGGAAUCGAUAUCUCUUCCUGCUGCACUCCAUUUUCAUCACCCCAAGAUUAGGAAAUACGAAUGUACACCCAACACAGGUUAGGCUUAUGCAAAUUUUGACAGAAGAGGUUGACAUUGAGGAAAUGUAGACUAGGUAAGGGCAACAUAAAUUUUUGUUGUCCUUAUUUUGUUUCACUAGAAAUUAUAGGAUGAUCUUAUCCGCCAGUUUUGUCUCUAUUGAUUGAUUAAACACAUUGCAGCUUUAGCUGCAAGAGAUACGAUUCUAGAGCCCCAUUAAAUCUAAGAUAGAAUAUUUGGUUUACGGUAUGGGGGAAAGGCAUGUAUAUGUGAUAAGAUUGUUAUCAAUUUUAGGAU